This is a messenger RNA of Myxocyprinus asiaticus (Chinese sucker), 1958 nucleotides long. RefSeq names its product adenosylhomocysteinase A. Bases 102 to 1403 code for a protein of 433 amino acids. Gene Ontology annotation, molecular function: adenosylhomocysteinase activity. Gene Ontology annotation, biological process: L-methionine cycle. Gene Ontology annotation, cellular component: cytosol. The transcript has 10 exons. NCBI's taxonomy places the organism in Eukaryota, Metazoa, Chordata, Actinopteri, Cypriniformes, Catostomidae. The record is from RefSeq and is a predicted model, not a curated record.
UUGUACACACUUAUAUUCAAGUUCACGAUACAGUUAUACCCUUCUGCACUCACUCAGGUCCUCAGCCGGGUACCAGACCGACCAAACAACAGCAAUCCAAAAUGUCCGAGAAGCUUCCAUUCAAAGUUGCUGAUAUCAGCCUGGCUGAGUGGGGCCGUAAAGCCAUCGAGAUAGCCGAGAAUGAGAUGCCUGGUCUGAUGAAGAUGAGGGAGCUUUACGGCAAGUCCAAACCUCUGAAAGGCGCACGCAUUGCAGGCUGCCUGCAUAUGACCCUACAGACUGCCGUGCUCAUUGAAACCCUUACUGCACUGGGAGCCGAGGUCCAGUGGUCCAGUUGUAACAUAUUCUCCACUCAGGAUCAUGCAGCAGCAGCCAUUGCUAAAUCUGGCGUUCCAGUGUAUGCCUGGAAGGGAGAGACAGAUGAGGAAUAUGUGUGGUGCAUUGAGCAGACUAUUUACUUCAAGGACGGUCAACCCCUCAACAUGAUCCUGGAUGACGGUGGUGACCUCACCAAUCUGGUGCACCAGAAAUACCCCAAACUGCUUGCAGGAAUCAAGGGUAUCUCUGAGGAGACCACCACUGGUGUUCACAACCUCUACAAGAUGUUAAAGAAGGGAGAACUCAAAGUUCCUGCAAUUAAUGUCAAUGACUCUGUUACCAAGAGUAAGUUUGACAACCUGUACGGCUGCCGUGAGUCUUUGAUUGACGGCAUCAAACGCGCCACAGAUGUGAUGAUUGCUGGUAAGGUGGCAGUGGUUGCCGGGUAUGGUGAUGUCGGUAAGGGCUGCGUUCAGGCACUGCGGGGGUUCGGUGCAAGAGUCAUUGUCACAGAGGUCGAUCCCAUCAAUGCUCUGCAGGCGGCUAUGGAGGGCUAUGAAGUGACCACCAUGGAUGAGGCCUGCAAGGAAGGAAACAUCUUUGUGACCACAACUGGCUGUGAGGACAUUCUGCUCAGCAGACAUUUUGAGCACAUGAAGGAUGAUGCCAUCGUUUGCAACAUUGGCCACUUCGACUGUGAAAUCGACAUAAAAUGGCUCAAUGAACAUGCAGUUGAGAAAAUCAACAUCAAACCUCAGGUUGACCGUUACCACAUGAAAAAUGGACGUCACAUCAUUGUUUUGGCAGAGGGGCGUCUGGUGAAUCUGGGCUGUGCCAUGGGCCAUCCGAGCUUUGUGAUGAGCAACUCAUUCACCAAUCAGGUGCUUGCCCAAAUUGAGCUGUGGACCAACACCAGCAAAUAUCCAUUGGGUGUCUACUUCCUGCCCAAGAAGCUUGAUGAGGAGGUAGCUGCCGCUCACUUGGACAAGCUCGGCGUCAAACUGACCAAACUUACAGAGAAGCAAGCCAAAUACUUGGGUCUGCCCUCCGAAGGUCCCUUCAAACCAGACCACUACCGCUACUAAGAAGCUUUGACCAAUCGCAGCUAGAAGGGACUACACAAAUGGUUUUGUACCAACGUUGGCAGUUCUGCCAGUUACCAGUGGUAAUAGUGCUUUAACGUGUCUCUCACUCUUAUCAUGAGCGCCUGCAAGCUCUCACCAACACCUUUCUCAUUGAUAUCAAGUGCAAAGCAAACCUGUGACCAUAUUGUCACUGUAAUGUUUGCAUUCCCUGUUUUAUUUAACGGUUAUGUUAAGAGAACCAAAUCCUGCCACUAGGCAUUUGAAUUGGUGCCCCUCUGGAACGAUUUGUUUCCUCCAUGCCUUACAAUUGAUUCACAGUUUGUCAGGUAAUUCUCUUUCAAUUGAGAGAGGCUUGCCAUUUUGGCCAUGCAGAGUUUUUGUAAAUCCAUUUAAGGAAUGAAAAUGUUGAAUAAAAAAAUAAUGAUUUCUCCAUAUGUUAUCAACUGUCAGUGUUAGCAGGCUGUGUGAGUCAUGUUUUUGAAGCUUUCUGAAGUCUUAUUUUAUUACAUCUACUUGUUAAGACCAGAUUAAAUAAAUAUGUGGUAUUUCACUUUA